Messenger RNA from Paracoccidioides brasiliensis Pb18, 867 nucleotides. RefSeq lists its product as uncharacterized. Bases 1 to 867 code for a protein of 288 amino acids. Gene Ontology annotation, biological process: DNA-templated DNA replication; double-strand break repair via break-induced replication. The record is from RefSeq and is a predicted model, not a curated record. The transcript is spliced from 2 exons. Gene Ontology annotation, cellular component: GINS complex.
AUGGAUAUAGACGAUAUCCUCGCCUCGAUUGACCGGCCAGGCUUCUCAUCGCCCGAAGCUACCGUCCUGGACGCCCAGCAACUUACGCGCUUCUGGGUUUCAGAGAGAGGUGUCCCGGAGCUUCUGCCAUGGCCUGGCCCGCUGAUGGAGAGGGUUAUGGAAAGGGUUCGGAGGCAGAUUGAAAAAAUCGAAGACCUCACCGCAUCCGCCUCAGAUCCCACCUCCGCGAUAUCAAACCCAACCAAAAACCCAACACUCAACCUCAAGCUCUCCAUCCUCCAAUCCGACCUCUCCCGCACCCAAUACUUAAUCCGCUCCAUUCUCCGCCAGCGCCUCGCAAAACUCACAAAGCACAGUCUACAUUACCUCCUCCUCUCCGCCCCUCCGCCUUCCUCCCACCCCAACUCUUCACAAUCCCAGCAACAAUCCUCCCAAGCAACCUUCAACACACCCACACCCACCCUUCCCCCAACUGCCUCUACCACACACACAUAUCAAUUGAACAAAGACACAAAACACCCCCUCCUUUCCGCGCAGGAAUCCGCAUUCCUCCAGAACCACCAAUCCCUCCUAACAGCACACUACAACAGCUGUUUCCUAUCCACGUUUCCAUCACAGUUGCGCCGCCUAGACGAUAAUGCGGGCGGGAUAAGUAUGAUACAGGGGCCUGAAACGAAGGAGGUCGUAUUCGUGCGCUGUUUGGUGGAGGAAGUGAGGAUUGUUAUCGCGGCUGGUGAAGAGGCGGGUAGCAGUAGUUAUGGGGGUGGGGAUAUCUAUGGGAGGAGGAUGCGAAGGGGGGAGGUAUGGGUUGUGAGGUGGGAGGGAGUUAAGGAGGCGUGGGGGAAGGGUGAGGUGGAGGUCCUUUAG